UCACUUCCGCCAGAAGAGGCUUGCGUGUCCGCGCGGUUGGCGCGAAAGUCGGUUCCGGGCCUUGCUAUUUCCGGGUUCUGCGUUUGUUUCGGGCCGGGGGCUCCGCCGGGUGCGGCGGGUGUGCGCCGGGCUGGCGCCCGACCGCAGCCACUCGCCGCCCCGAGACCCCCGGGCUCCAUCGAGUUCAAAAAUGUCCAAAAAUGACAAAGAACCGUUUUUUGUGAAGUUUUUGAAGUCUUCAGAUAAUUCCGAAUGUUUUCUUAAAGCUCUUGAGUCAAUAAAAGAGUUCCAAUCAGAAGACUAUCUUCAGAUUAUUACAGAAGAAGAAGCAUUGAAGAUAAAGGAGAAUGAUAGAUCACUUUAUAUCUGUGACCCUUUUAGUGGUGCUGUCUUUGAUCACCUCAAAAAGCUUGGCUGCAGAAUUGUUGGUCCUCAAGUAGUUAUAUUUUGUAUGCAACACCAGCGAUGUGUCCCAAGAGCUGAACAUCCAGUUUAUAAUAUGGUUAUGUCUGAUGUAACUGUAUCUUGUACAAGCCUGGAAAAAGACAAAAGGGAAGAAGUUCAUAAGUAUGUACAAAUGAUGGGUGGACGUGUAUACAGAGACCUUAAUAUAUCAGUAACUCACCUCAUUGCUGGAGAAGUUGGUAGCAAAAAGUAUUUAGUUGCUGCAAACCUAAAGAAACCUAUUUUGCUUCCUUCUUGGAUAAAAACACUUUGGGAGAAGUCACAAGAGAGAAAAAUAGCUAGAUAUACUGAUAUAGACAUGAAAGAUUUCAAGUGUCCUAUUUUUCUUGGUUGCAUAAUCUGUGUGACUGGCUUGUGUGGCUCAGACAGGAAGUCAGUUCAGCAACUCACAGUUAAGCAUGGAGGUCAAUACAUGGGACAACUGAAAAUGAAUGAAUGUACGCAUCUCAUUGUGCAAGAACCAAAAGGUAAGACUGUAUUUUCCAAAUGGACAAAUGCAAAAAUUUCUCUAGUGUUUCACAUUUUAAGAUCUUAUAGCUUUUGCUUCUGCCGCAUCAUAAAUCUAGUGCCAUGUCGUACUCUUUCAGAUGUCAGCCAUAUUUCCAACAUCACUGCAAGUUGCAUAAAUGAAUCAAUAUGUAAUUCAGUUCUUAAUAGCAAAGUGGAACCUACACUUGAAAAUCUAGAAAAUCUGGAUGUCAGUGCAUUUCAAGCACCUGAAGAUUUAUUAGAUGGUUGUCGGGUAUGUCUUUAUUAUUUAAUAAUUGCAAUAGUGACAGUAAACAUCAAAGCUAAAGUAUGUGUUAGAAAACAUUUCCUUUUCUUUUCAGUUGAAGCUGCGAAGUCUGAAGUUGGGACCUCUAAUGAUACUACUCGUGUUGAGCCCUUUAAUGAUUCUACUCAUAUUUCUCUGCAAGAAGAAAACCAGUCUUCUGCCAGUCAUUGCCUCCCUGAUGCUUCCACAAUUACUGAAGAAGGUUUAUUUAGCCAAAAGAGUUUCCUUGUUUUGGGUUUUAGUGAUGAAAAUGAAUCUAACAUUGCCAGUAUCAUAAGAGAAAGUGCUGGAAAAAUCGUGUCCCUUCAAAGCAGAAUUGUUGCUGAUUAUGCUGUGGUUCCUCUGCUGGGGUGUGAAGUAGAAGCGACUGUGGGAGAAGUUGUUACAAAUACGUGGCUGGUAACUUGUAUAGACUAUCAGACUUUGAUUGAUCCGAAGUCAAAUCCUCUCUUCACACCAGUCCCAGUAAUGGCAGGAAUGACUCCUUUAGUGGAUUGUGUUAUUUCAUUCAGCCAGUGUGUGGGAGCAGAAAAAGAUUCAUUGACAUUCUUAGCAAAACAUCUUGGAGCAAGCGUUCAAGAAUUCUUUGUUCGCAAAUCCAAUGCAAAGAAAGGCAUGUUUGCCAGUACACAUCUUGUAUUGAAAGAACCAGGUGGUUCUAAAUAUGAAGCUGCCAAGAAGUGGAAUUUACCGGCAGUCACUAUAGCUUGGCUGAUGGAGACUGCUAGAAUGGGAAAGAGAGCAAAUGAAAGCCAUUUUCUGAUUGAAAAUUCACCUAAAGAAGAGGAGAGUUUGGAAACUAAAAUCACAAAUGGGGUGAAUCCGAAAUCAGAUACCCCAAGUCGUCCUGCCUCCCGCCUGGAAACUCACAGGAAAACAGCUGUUACACCUUUAGAUAUGAACUGCUUUCAGAGUAAAGCUUUCCACGCGGUGAUUGCCCAGCACACUGGGCAGGUCUCAGUCCCCCCAGCAGGAGGACAGCUGGUCCAGAAGGAGCCCUCAUUACACCUGGAUACACCAUCAAAAUUUCUGUCCAAGGACAAACUCUUCAAGCCUUCCUUUGAUGUGAAGGAUGCCCUGGCAGCCUUGGAAACUCCAGGAGGUCCCAUCCAAAAGAAAAGGAAAUUGAGUACACCACUCUCCGAAGUCAUUGUCAGAAAUUUGAAACUUGCUUUGGCCAAUAGCUCCCGGGAUGCUGUCGCUCUUUCUGCCAGCCCUCAACUGAAGGAUGCUCAAUCAGAGAAGGUAGAAUUAGAUCACUCAUUAAAAGGGAGAUGGUGGAGCUUUGAUGAAACAGUGACUCAUUUCAUCUAUCAUGGGCGACAGAAUGACACUAAUCGAGAGUAUAAAUCUGUAAAAGAGAGAGGAGUGCACAUUGUUUCAGAGCACUGGCUUUUAGAAUGUGCCCAAGAGUACAAACAUCUUCCUGAAUCUCUUUAUCCACAUACUUACAAUCCCAAAAUGAGCUUGGAUAUCAGUGCAGUACAAGAUGGCAGACUCUGUAAUAGUCGACUGCUCUCAGCUGAUGAGACAAAGGAUAAUAAGCCAUAUCAUUUGCUUAUAGAAGAAAAUGAUAUAGAUAAUACGACCACCAGUAAUAAAGAAUUAACAACAUCAAAUGGAAAUGGAAUGAAGGACUCUAAAGGAGUUCUGACACAGACUUUGGAGAUGAGAGAGAAUUUCCAAAAGCAGCUGCAGGAGAUAAUGUCUGCAACAUCAAUAGUGAAACCCCAAGGACAGAGAACUUCCCUUUCAAGAAGUAGUUGUAACAGUGCUUCUUCGACCCCUGACAGCACUCGUUCUGCCCGAAGUGGGCGAAGUAGAGUCCUAGAGGCCCUGAGGCAGUCUCGUCACACAGUACCUGAUAUCAACACAGAGCCCUCCCAAAUUGAACAGAUCAUUUGGGAUGACCCUACAGCCAGGGAGGAGAGAGCAAGGCUUGCCAGCAAUUUGCAGUGGCCUACUUGUCCCACACAAUACUCUGAACUUCAGGUUGACUAUAAAAAAUUGGAGGAUUCUCCUUUCCAGGAGCCUUUACAUGAUGCAAAAAUUGCUGAACAGGCUGUCUGUGAUCCUGGGAACACAUGUGUGACUGAAGCCCCAAAACACCUGGUCUCUGAAGAACUGGAAACUCCAUUAAAAGACAGCCACCUGAUCCCCACGCCGCAAGCCCCCAGUAUUGCCUUCCCCUUAGCCAAACCACCUGUGGCUCCACAGCCUAGAGAAGAGAUUAUAACAAUAGAGGAGACUCAUGAAGACUUAAAAAAACAAUAUGUAUUUCAGUUGUCAUCUUUGAAUCCUCAAGAACGUAUUGAUUAUUGUCAUCUGAUUGAAAAACUAGGUGGGGUAGUGAUAGAGAAGCAGUGCUUUGAUCCCAGCUGCACACACAUUGUUGUGGGACAUCCCCUUCGAAAUGAGAAGUAUUUAGCCUCGGUGGCAGCCGGGAAGUGGGUGCUUCAUCGCUCCUAUCUCGAAGCCUGCAGGACUGCUGGGUGCUUCGUGCCGGAAGAAGACUAUGAAUGGGGAAGCAGUUCCAUACUUGAUGUUUUGACUGGAAUCAGUGUACAGCAACGAAGACUAGCACUUGCAGCAAUGAGAUGGAGAAAAAAAAUCCAGCAAAGACAAGAAUCGGGCAUUGUUGAGGGAGCAUUUAGCGGGUGGAAGGUUAUCCUACAUGUUGAUCAGUCCCGAGAAGCAGGAUUCAAACGCCUUCUUCAGUCAGGAGGAGCAAAGGUGCUACCUGGUCAUUCUGUGCCUUUAUUUAAAGAAGCCACACAUCUCUUUUCUGACUUGAAUAAACUGAAACCAGAUGACUCAGGAGUUAAUAUAGCAGAAGCUGCUGCCCAGAAUGUGUACUGCUUGAAAACAGAAUACAUUGCUGAUUAUCUUAUGCAGGAAACCCCUCCUCGAGUAGAAAAUUACUGUCUACCAGAAGCUGUUUCAUUUCUUCAGAAUAAUAAGGAACCUGGGCCUGGAUUAUCACAAAAGAGGAAAGCGUCUACAGAGAACAACAAAAUCAAACGAUCCAGAGUACACUGAUCAUAUCUGCCCUUCAGUAACCAAACAGUAAACGUUGUUUAAAUUGAAAGCCUGAAUAAUUACUGUGGUGGGUUUGUGUAGUAAUUUAGAGACAAGUACCUGAAGAAUUCAGCUUCAGAGUGUAAUGAUGACCCUAUUUGAAGUAAGUUUUUAACACCUGAAGUUUUAACCACUGAAAUAUUAACUGUUCCUGAAUGGAUCUUUACCUGAACUCAGCUAGCUUGUCGUUAAACCACACUGAAGUGUGUAAGGGACAUUUUAUUUAUUUUCUUGUAAAUAUCUGAGGCUGUAGCUUAGUGGAAGUUUUAUUAGCAAGGUGAUGGCUUUUGCCUUAAAAUGUCUGCUUUAAUUCAUAACAAGGAAGUUGUCAUUUGGGAUUUAUUCAUGUUUUCCCUGAUUUUUAUCUUCUCACCAUUUUAUGUCUUUUUAACAGGAGCCUGGGCACAAGGUGUAAUGAGGAACUGAGGCUUUAAACUUAAAUGUGUGUGUGGGUGUAUAUAUGUAUAUGUGUGUAGAAAUCUCCAUGAUGUUUGCCAAGUUUGGGCGCCAAACUUGGAAAAUAAAGACAAUAAAGAAUAAAAGUAGUGACUCAAAUUAGUUCUUAAGAUAAGUUUUUAAAAAGAAAAGUAUUCUGGCAUUCAUUUGCUUGUUGAAGCAAUAAAAUAUUUGUAAAACUUAGCUUAAAAAGCAAAUUGCUAGUUGUUUCUGAUGUU
Hipposideros armiger (great roundleaf bat) is the source of this 4992-nucleotide messenger RNA. It is a transcript of the gene TOPBP1, whose product is annotated as DNA topoisomerase II binding protein 1. The record is from RefSeq and is a predicted model, not a curated record. Gene Ontology annotation, biological process: mitotic G2 DNA damage checkpoint signaling; mitotic DNA replication checkpoint signaling; DNA replication initiation. Bases 191 to 4279 code for a protein of 1362 amino acids. Lineage: Eukaryota; Metazoa; Chordata; Mammalia; Chiroptera; Hipposideridae. The transcript is spliced from 26 exons.